Lymnaea stagnalis (great pond snail) is the source of this 27697-nucleotide messenger RNA. NCBI's taxonomy places the organism in Eukaryota, Metazoa, Mollusca, Gastropoda, Lymnaeidae. The record is from the annotation of a GenBank genome assembly.
CGUGUAUAUAAGCCGAGUCUUGUCCGAGACGCUGGCUACAAGCUAAGCUAGUUCUGUCUGCUGCUUACCGUCUUCCAACUGCCAUCUGUCGUUGGAACGAUAAAUAUGGAUUUUUAUGAAAAUGUGUUUAUGAGGUUAUUACUGUUAAUGGGGCUGACGGUAGCUGUUGCCUCGCAGUGAGUAUCUGUUAAACUUGAUCUAGCCGUGUAGAAAGAGUGUGGUUGUGAUUGGUAUAUGCAAUUUAAAGUUUGGCUUGUGCAGUAGUUUAUCUUUUCAAACAAAUCUUUUUUUAAUGCUUAAAACAUAUAGGCCUACGCCCUAUUCCGUACAGUUGUGUGACAUUAAUACCUGAGGUAUAAAAAUUUAAAACAUCUGGCUAAUCUUUAAACGUCUCUUUAGAAUCGUAUUGCUGUAUAGUUAAAUGUAAGCGCGAUGGUGAAAAAACAAACAAGUGAUGGAGACUUUGAUUGUUCACGACCAUCAUUUAAUGUCAGGUUCUGUCUAUUCUCUUUUACAACUAAUAUCUCUAGCUUCAUGGAAAUCGACUGUGUUAUUUUCUUACUAAUUAAUGGAGUUGGGGAAAAAAAUAACCAUGUUCACAUAUUUUGUUAUUAUUUAAAUAUCUUGUAAAAAUUAUAUUUGACAAAAACAGAAGGAAACACGAGUAGUCCUCUUUUAAGGAGUAAUUUAUUUUCCUUUCCAAUGUGGAACUCAUUUUAACAGCAACACGGGGAGGACUGGGUUCAGGGUGAAGCCAAUAAGAAGCCAAGGGUAGUGGAGAACCAUGAAGCACAACUCAUUUUAACAGCAACACUGGGAGGACUGGGUUCAGGGUGAAGCCAAUAAGAAGCCAAGGGUAGUGGAGAACCAUGAAGCACAAUUCAUUUUAACAGCAACACGGGGAGGACUGGGUUCAGGGUGAAGCCAAUAAGAGGCCAAGGGUAGUGGAGAACCAUGAAGCACAACUCAUUUUAACGCCCACAUAAAAGCUGUCGCUCUACUGCACUGUGAUAAAGCUUUACGCUCACGCCAAAGCAAAACAACAAAACAUGAAUCUACGAAACUUUUAUUACCCGGGCUCUAUUCCCGUUAUUGAUUCUGAAUUCAUUUGUCCCGUUUGAAAAAGCACUAAAAGGUCUAGAGAAUUAUUUCUUUGAAAUCAAUAAGAUGCGUUUUGAUGAAUGUCAUUAUCGUCGUAUGUUUUCAUUUUUUCUGGUUCAAGCACACCAGAGACCUCAAAGCAAAGUUAAAACACAUUUAAGAACAAAUUAAAAACGCCUUUGUCUAUUUCUGUUUCUCUAGCUUCAAAAUGAAAUAAAAAUAUUUAAAAAAUGAUACUAGAACUCUGCUGUCACUAUUUAGCCGGGCUAAAAUCCCCCAAAAAUCUCAAUCGUGUCUCUGAGAUGGUAAAUCAAAAAAUGUAAAUCUCUGCGUUGAAGAAGGAUUCGGGGGAUCGGACGAUUUUUUAAUAUUUUUUUACGGUACUUUUGGAUCCGAUGGUAACAGACGAUUUGAGCAAUAAACCGAACGUCGUGACGUAACUGGCUGGUCACCACCUUUUGUUUUAUCCAGACAUAUCUGGCUUGAUCGAUCGUUUCGUGGAACAGAUUUGAUCAGACGCAACUGUCAAGGGACAAGGUCUAAUCUUGGUCUAGAUAAACACAUCUUGUGAAGUAAUUCCAAGCAGGGAUGGUUCUGAAAUUUGCAAUGAAAAGAGGAAACAAUAGGGCAAAAGUCGGCUCUCUUUGUUAUAAGACAAAAGGCCACUUACUACAAUGCAGAAAUAAUUAUGUCAUGGUUUUAUUACGUUAAUUGAGGUUAAUAUUGUAUUUCACAACUCUCAAAACAGCAUGAAGCGGCAUGGGAAAGAUGUACAGUCUGGCGUGGGAAUGAUGUACAAUCUGGCGUGGGAAGGAUGUACAGCCGUACAGACAAAAAAAUUACUUUGGAAGUUUUAAAUUUAAAAAAAAAAAAAAAAAUUCAUUGUGAUUAUUGAGGGGUUUAAAAAUUCGUUUUCUAAUCAUCAUUUUCGAAAAUCGUUUUUAAAAGAAAUUUUUGUAACGAAAUUAUCAGCAAACGGACGGGUUAGACUUAAAUUUACUGUAAAUUAUGAAAAUAUAAACCUACAAAUAUAGGUUUUGUCACCAACACAAUUUAGUAGGUGGCUGGUUUAAACAGGUCAAUCUUAAGCUGGGGGCAAUACGAUAGAAAGAAACAUAUUCAGGAUUUUUCGCGCUAAGCGUUUUCGCGUUAAACAUAUUUCCCUGUAGAUAAUAAAUAUGAAAUGUCAAUUUAUUUUUACAUUUCAAAAAAUUUUAAAAUCUGCGAAUCAUUCUCGUUCAAUUAUAAGCUUAAUGCUUCAAUGUGGAUUUUGUGUUUUUAAACUAAAGAGUGGCGGAGUCAUCUUCGUUGCCUUUUGUCUAGUCCAGUGAAAGGUCCGAGACGAUUGAUCUUUCAGCUGGAAGCUGGUCUUCCUGUCCCUUGGGUACACACUUUCUAAUGAGCCGGGGUUCAGGGUGCUUUGAGGGAUGAUUCGUUUCUCUCCCAUUGGCGUUAACCCGGGGCGAAUUCUAUCAAAGGUGUAAACAUAGAGGAUAUUGUCAAACAGAAGGUUUAGGCGAAACUUGAUUAACAGGCUUCAACUAGUUGUUGUAAUUAUACGAAUAUCAAGCAAUGGUCAUUUUUAGACCACUUUCGUUCAGAACUAUUGUAUGCUGAGAUAUGUUUUUACAGAUGUGUGCAUGGGCGCCCGCAGAAAACUUUCUAGGGGGGGGGGGGGCAAAAAAUGGUUUAAUUUUCCAGGGGGGGGGGGAAAAAAUUUUUUAAUUUUUUAGUAAUGUUUUAAUGUAGUUUUAAUUUACUGUAGCGUAUUUGUAUGGUGAACGAACGGACAGGACAUCAGCUUAGUUACUUUCUCUUUAUUUUCUCUUUACUUUAAUAAAUUUUUGGUCUAUUUUUGUCUAAUUUUUUUUAAUCCAAUCAAUCGGGGGAGGGGGGGGGCAAGUGCCCCAACUUGCCCCUACCUCCGGGCGCCCAUGGAUGUGUGCAACAUUUAAGGAACUAAAUUAAAUGCUACUGUCUUCUGGCUCUAUGGCUUAAGUGACUUUCAAAAAUUGAGAGAGCAACACUGUCCUGUAAAUUAAGAAAUGGCAGGAUCUGUAUUUUGGGGUUUUAGUAGAAAUUUCAAAAUUUGUGUGAAUUUGGUUUACUGAUUUGAUAUAAUAAGCAACUUAUUCAGUAAAAUAUUAUGAAACGGGUCAAUCACAUUGUCAUUGUUAAGUUUGAGUACCCCAGCAAUGGUACCAUUUAAGUCAACAAGAGAUCUACUAGCUAAUUAAAAUCCACAAGUUGUUUGAUGACUGACAUUGCACAUUCAGCACCAAAGAAAAGACAACUUGUUAAGAAAAUAACGAGUGCGUGGUUUCUUAGCUCUAAAGUUUGAGCUCACAUCUCAAGAUUCAGACACACGCAAGUGCAAUGAAGAGCGCCCUCUUCCGGUCCCUUGACGGUUUCCUGCCAGAGGGAUAGCUCUGACUGGCACGGGGUUUUAUGUACACGGCAAUCAUCAUGUCCGAAGAUUUACAAUACGGUAACACUGCUCAAAUUUCCACGUCUGCUGGCGCUUUCUUGUAGUCAUGCUUUAAAAAAAAACAGCUGUGGUUAUUAGGUCAAUAAAAAUGGGAUCUUGAUGCCUAAUGUAUUGAUUUAAUAAUUCUGAGGCCAGUGCCACUGAGUUUAUAAUAAAGCCUAGUAAAUCAAACGUUUUAUUGUGUGCUCCUCUUAACUGACUUUGAUGUCAAUAAAUCCAUUUUAUUUUUCUUACAGCAGAAAACAAACAAUUAAGGACAUGCUUAGGGAGGAGGGGGUGGUGUUGUUUGCUGUCCUUAGGGGUGUCAUUUAGGAAGGGCAGGGUGGGGCAUUUGCCCGCCCCUCUCAUAAAUUUGCAGGUUUUAUUUAAAUUGCUGUGUACUGUGACUCCUCCAGUAGUAAACAACUUAACAAGGCGACCAAGUUUAAGUUUUGUCCCCCUCCCCCCUACCCCUUUUUGGAAAAAUCUGAAAUGACGCCCUUGGCUGUCCUACGAGUUAUAAUCCAUAAUGGACGGCCAAUAGAGAUACAUACAAUGUGUGAUAAAAAUGAUCGGACCAAAAAGAAAUUAAGAUGAAAUGGGUCACAAAAGUAAAGACUAGUGUCACUGUAUCGCUUAUUAAACAAUAUACAAACCUACUUUACUGUCAAACUUGUAAAGCUCUUAGUGGACAAAAUGAUAUUCACUAUCUUUUUUUCCAUCGACAUUUUCCACGGGCCACACUCUCUGACGCAAAUCUUUCCACACUCGAGCUUGCGUCGCUCCCUAAUUGUCAUAAAUGUUUGCCUCGUAGAGUUACGGCUAUAGAUGGCGGCCAUUCUAUUCAUCAAGUUUUUCUAAGCUUCUGUAAGACUCAUUAAAAAAAAAAAAAAACAAUAUUAAAUUGCUGAGAUGUUGUGAGUCAAGAACGCUAAAAUAUUCCAGCUUACUGCUAAAAUAAUUCUUAAUUUUUCUUUUUUUAAAUAUUUCAUUUUUUGAGUGACAGUUGCUCUAAUUUACAUGCUACACAACUAUGAGGGUUUCUGAAAUUCAAAGUCUUCAAAACGUAAUGGUUACCUUUUCUUCAAAAACAAUACAAAACAAUUAUUGUCAAAACAAACCUCAUUUUAAGUCUUGACACAAUAUCGUAUGUAAAUGUGGAAACAAUAGCAUAGGAACAUAUAUUAAAAUAGUAGUACUAUACAACACAGUAGUAGUACAAUUAAAGCACAGGAGUAGUACAUUACAUCACAAUAGGAGUACAGUACAACACGGUAGUAGUGCAAUAAGGCACAGUAGUAGUAAAAUGUAUCACAGUAGUAGUACAAUACAACACAGUAGUAAUACUGUACAGCACAGUGGUAGUACAAUACAACACAGUAGUAGUGCUUUUCAGUAAAAUGUAAAAUUAAUUCAGUUGAGCAUUUGACCCUUCUCCUUAUCUAAGGCUUACGUAUGGAGCGUAUUUUAAGACGUGGCUGAUCAAUCUUGGUUAGCAUUAAAUUUUGACCCUUCACUUUAUCUAAGGACUACGUAGUGAGCGUAUUUUAAGACCUGAUCAGGGGUGGACUGGGGAGUUCCAGCGGCCCGGGAACAAAAUCUAAGCGGCCCGGGAAAAAAACAAAAAGCGGCCCUAUCUUCAUGACUUUUAUUUGUAUUAUAUCACCGGUCCUAGCGGCCCAUCGGGAAUCUUCCCGGUGUCCCGGCGGCCCAGUCCACCCUUGCCCGACUGAUCAAUCUUGCUUAGCAUGUGACUUUUCCCCUUAUCUAAGGCCUACGCAGUGAGCGUGUUUUAAGACCUAGCCGGUCAAUCUUGCUUAGAAUUCGCCUCGAUUUUUCAGGGGUUUUCUAUUCACCAUGCCAAAAGCUCUUCGCCAAGGAACCCAUUCGCAGUUCUGCUUGACGAUGUAUGGCAGUAAAGAGUACACCUACCCAAUCACGAUGAAACUUCUGAGAGAUGAAAAAGAAAGUCUGGCGAUUUCAGACGUUUACACAGCUGGUAAGAUUUCCUAGUCAUAUACAGACUAAAGGUCAUUGGAAAAUGCAGCACCGACUAGUCUAAUUUGUGUAGGCCAUUUACUAAACAUUAGUAUAGUCAUUAGUUGUGUGCCUUCUGUGUAUUAAAAACAAAAUAUAACCGAAGCCUUGAAUAAACGUUUAAAAUUACUUUACAAAUGUUUCAGUAAAGUUUAAUUAUUAUGGAAUGUGCAGUUUUGACCCAUGGCUUCCUAAAUUAGCUAUGGAAAACUUUUUCAGAGGAACAGAAAUGCAAGAAAUUCCAAGUUCCUGAGAGUGGGGCUUAUAAACUUUUAUUAUCCAAUGAGACUGGCACCAUCCAGGAACCAGUGGAUAUAACUGUUCAAGCAAGUAAACUCAUCACGUUUGUACAAACUGAUAAACCAAUGUACAAACCUGGACAGACAGGUAGCUAGCGAUCAUUCAUUUUUUGCAAUAGUUAUUUUGGCCUAUUAAAGUAAUAAAGCUGUUACAAUAAUAUAUCCCACUAUUAUGUUUUGAUUUCAUUUGACUAAAUAAGUAUUAUGUCUUUUUUUUUAAAACAAAAAUUGGGGGAGGGGUUAAAAUAACCGGUUUAUUGAAGCCAAAUUAAACUUUCAUUUUAUAAUACUUUGGAGUUCAUUAGUACAUAUUACCUGUAUCCUUAUCAUUAAAACAAAAUUUUCAAGACUAAUUUUCAUUUUUCUAAAUUCCCUCAGUUAAAUUUCGAGUGUUCACUCUAAUGAGUAAUCUAAAGCCAAGAUUGGGACAGGUAAGCAGAUGUUAUAAUUUUAAUUAAUCAUUGAAAGUGAUAACAAAUUUUUAAAAUGUCAAUAAAAAAGCACUGUACUAUAUAAUUAAACAAUAAAAAUGCGUUCAAACAGAAAUUUGGCGCACAAUUUUAACGUGUGAACUGAAAAAUAGGUUCGACCAAAUUUCCGUUUGAUCAAAUUUUAGUCGAUCAAUUUUCCGAUAAAAUUUCUUUCAAACAAAUUUCCGGAUACGCAAUAUCAGAGAACAUUUUAUAUACAUUUUAAAAAAUAUUACUUUGAUAGAAAUGUGACUACACAUUUUUUUUUUCCAAUUAUCAUUUUCAGAUAAAGAGUAUUUAUGUUAAAGACCCGAAUGAGAUGAGAGUGAAACAGUUUUUAGAUGUCGAGACAAAAGGUAAAAAUAAGAAGACCACAAAGAAAAAUCAUGUUUAGAUUAAUCAGACUGUGACUGCUGCGAUUUUACUGGAAAAUUAAAAGAAUUUUAAAAAUAAGUCUUUUUAUAUCAUAGUUACAUAUUACCUAUUAUUCCUUGUAAAAUUAAAUUGUACAAAUUAAUGUGGUAGACCUAGCAUAGGUUACAGUUAUUGAGACAUAAUAGUUUCGAAAAAUACUGUUCUUCCCUUUUAAAGAAUAAAAUCAGAAAGAAUGUGUCUACUGGUAGUUUACGACUCACUGAUAGCCUCUAGGAAGGGCAGGGAGCUAUUUGUAGUAAACUACCAAUAGCUUCUAGAGAGCUAUUGGUAGUCCAGCCAAUCAAAUCAAACCAAAAUCUUAGCUUUAAGAAUCUGCUUCCAUUGAGACUGUCGAAGUAUUGCCCCGUUCAUUUAUUACUAGUUUGUACUAGUGACAACACCUUGGCACUUAUUAUAAAAUCUUAUAGUGUUGUUUUAAAGUUUGAACACUAUCUGCUGUAGCCCUCCCCAUGCUCAGAUUUGGCUAUCUUGCUAUAUAAUUUAUAAAUAAACCUAAUAUAGAUCUUAGGAUGUAUGAUACUGGGGGGAAGGGGAUUAUAGUCUGAAAAAAUGUUACCCAGCUACUUCUUUGCCAAGGCCAAAAUAAGAUGUGCAGUCAAAAUAAAAUACAGCUCUAAACAUUUUGUAUGUGCUAACUAUUAUGAUUAAAAUUAUUAAUUAAAAUACAGCCCUAAAUAAUUAGAAAAUAAGAAGUUUUACUGCAUACAAUGAGUUCAUAUUAAAAACAAAAUAUUGUUACUUUAGUUAGGCCUAAAUGAAACUGUAUUAUUUCGUGAUUAGGCUUAACGAUGAUAAAAAUUAAAAUAAGCUUAGGCCAAUCAUUGUUUAGAAAGAUGGUGAAAUGAACCAACACCACCCCACACCCCCUUACCCUGCUUUUGAUUUUCUGUUGUUGGAAGAAAUGUCUACCGAGUGUUAUUUACAUAAAUGAGCCCUCAUCAACUUAUAACGGUAUCAAUAUAUUUUUAAGUACAAUUAAAAACUUUCAUUGGGUAUAUUGUGCAAACAUAACCCAAAUUAAUCAAUUUAAUGUCUAGAAAUCACUAAUUUUUUAAAAGUGCUAUGGAGAAUCAGUGUUUUAAAAUGCUUAUAAUUUUGAUGAAAACAUAAGCAGAGAUAAAUAAAUAAAAUAAAAUAUAUACAAAGAAAAAAAAAUGAGUGUAUUAUGUCUUGAAAAUCCGAUUGGAGUGAAUUUAUGAGACUAAAUACAAACAAUAAAUUUUGUUGGCACAUAUUUUUUUUUUUUUGUGGCAAGGUACAUAGGCCUACUUGAGAGUGAUUUCAGUGUUGUAAUCAAAAAUAAAUUGUGACUACCAAUAAUUAUUGCGCUGCAUCAAUAUAUCACCAAUUGGUAGGUUUUUUUUAUAGUAAACUAGCAAUAACCGCUUAGAAGCUACUGGUAGUGGAGUACCAUUAGCUCACUAGAAGCUAUUGGUAGUUUACUACAAAAUAGCUCUUUAUUAUAAUAAACUACCAUAAGCCACAGGCUGUGGCAAAGCCAAUCAGAAACGGUAAAUCAAACUUUUUAAAAUUCAAAUUUGAAUUAAAACAGUCUGAUUUACCUUAUAAUGAAAUUAAAUUUUUGCCUCGUCACAUUCUCAUAAAUUUUAAUUAAAGAAACUAAAUACUGUUCAAAAUAAAAUGAUCAUUUUAUUUUGCUAUAAUAACAGGAAUAGGCAGUUUUGAGUUUCAGCUGGUUGCAGAAGCAAAGCUGGGCCAAUGGAAUAUUGAAGUUGUGGUUGACGAGUCAGAUGAACAAAAUAAUGAAAUUUCUGUUGCAUCAUUUGAAGUAAAAGAAUAUGGUAAGAUAUUUUUACUAUAUAAUUCUCUAUGUCUAUAUAUAUUACCUGGUAUUACUGGUAUUGAUACUUUAUAGCUGUUAUUUAAAAUGUAUUUGAGCUAAAAUUUGAUUUAAAUUUAAAUACCAUUUAAUUUUUGUUUGUUCAUACACUAAAUCUACUAAAUGAAUUCAAACAUUUGUAUUCAUUCCCCAUAAAAAUUAAGAUAUUUAUUUUUUACAUAUUGUUUCUUUAUUCCUUUAUUCCAAAGUGCUCCCUCGCUUUGAAGUGGUUGUAUUUCCCCCAGCCUACCUGCUUCAUACUGAUGAGAAUAUUGAGGGAAAGGUUUGUGCCAAGUAAGCUCAAUCAAUUCUUCAAUUCCAUAGCUACUACUGUUUUAUUUGAGAGAGUGAUUUUUAAAUAUUUCUCCCAAUAAAAUAGUAAACUGAUAUAGAUAUAUAAUUAUAUAGGCCUAUAUAUAUAUAUAUAUAUAUAUAUAGACACACAAACACAUAAUUCAAGCUUCUACAACCAUUGUUCUAGUGAAUGUAAUUCAGCCUCAUUUGAGAUUAUAUAUCUCUCAAUAAAAAAAAAUAAAGAUAUAUAUAUAUAUAUAUAUAUAGCUAUAUAUAUAUAUAUAUAUAUAUAUAGACACACAAACACAUAAUUCAAGCUUCUACAACCAUUGUUCUAGUGAAUGUAAUUCAGCCUCAUUUGAGAUAUUUUAAAAUGAUUUCUACAGCUAUACAUAUGGGAAGCCAGUUACAGGGUUUCUGGACUUGGAGUUGUGUUGGAUGAUUCCUUAUGGCCCCCCUAAUGGACCUUGCUCAACUCAAACUGUUGAGGUUAGCCAAAAGGGAUAUCUCUUAAUAACUUAUUAAUAUUAUAGAAAUAGUAUAGUAUAACAACAGCUGUUAGCAGAAAAUUAACAUUGAAAGUAACUACAUUCAGGUGUCUUUAGCUUUCCUUUAUUUUUCAGUUCUCUUUCCUCCAAAUUAGCAACAAUAGAAAAUCAAUUUGAAAUUCAAAGUAUUAUUUAUUAUCCUAACCAAUGUGUUCUCCUACUUAAGAUUUCUGGCUGUUAUGAAUUCUCUGUGCCUGCCACAGCAAUAGCUGGAUUAAGUAAUAGCUACUAUGGACGUUUGAAAAUCCAAGCAUCUGUAACAGAGCAAGGCACAGGAGCAGUAGUAAACAAGACCCACGAGGGCCUUUCCUUAUCCUACCAGCCAUUAAAAAUUGAACUGAAAGACUUUACAAAUGGAUACUUUAAACCUGGUCUUCCAUUUUAUGGAAAAGUAAGUAAUAUGGAAAUUUCAUUUAAGGUAACUAGAAUAAGUAAUGGAAUCAGGCAACUCAUUUCAACACUAUGGGAUAUCCAAUCAGUCAGACAUAAAAAAAUGCAAGCAUUUCCUUUAUAUAAAAUUGGCUUACUAAACAGUCAUGAACUCUCAAACUGAUCCCAUUUUAUCCCCACCUUAACAAAUUCCUAAAAUAAUCAAUCCCUUUCACACCCAUAUGUGUUGUAAUCAUGUUAGGUUAAGUAUUUUCAUGGUAAAAUGCUUUAUUAAAAUUCCUAAGGUGCUACUCUUACAUAAAACAGGCUUAAAAGUUGAGGGAAAAUUAGCUUAAAUUAAUUCGUGUUAAAUGUAUUAGUUUUAAUCAGGGCUCAAAAUAUGGUAAAAAAAAUGUAACACUAGUUCUCAACAAAAAAUUUUACAAAGAAAAGUAAAUUAUUUAGUUCCAUUCUUUUCAAUUAGAUUAUUUUUAUGUCACUUCAAAGAGGUAAAACAGUAAAGGUGUAAAUCUAUUAAUUGUAUUAAAAUGAAAAAGGGAAAAAAGUUUGUUGUUCUAGAUUAAAUAUAUGCAUUAACUCUUUGAAUAGUUAGAAAAUACUAAAAAAGAGAAUAAAUAUAGGAACCCGAAAUAUCAAUACAUUGAUCAUGGGCCCUUAAAAUAUAGAAUAAGAAGAAAAUCCUAUCAAAAUAAAAAAAUUGUUCUCUUUAUUAAGAAAAAGGCCCAAGGCAGUGCAGAGUUAUUUGGACUCAAGAAUUUUGACAUUGAAACCAAAAAAGAAAAAUAUAGCCCAAUAUAAUAUAAUAACAUAUGUAAUUUUUUGCCACUAUUAUUUUUAAAAAGCUUUUUGUGAUAAUUAUAUAACAUUAAACCACAUGAAUUUCUUGCACUAAUAAGCUGAUAGAUUUAUUAUACCUCUUCUAAAUAAAUGGGAUUAAAAAAUCUGUUUCUGAAGAAAUAAAAAUAUUAUGUUAUUUCAAAUGAGUUAUUUAUGCCUUAGAUUUGACUCAGCACAUUCCCAAAUAGCAUCAGUAUUGUUUAUGUACACAUUGUCUAAUUUAAAAGAUUGUAUUAAUUCUUCUAGGCAAUUGUUACUAAACCAGAUGAGACUCCAGCAGUUGGAGAAUCAGUUCGCAUCACUGCAGAUGAUUAUAAGAAUAAUCUAAGAUUCUCCCAAGAAUUUGUGACUGAUAGUUCAGGAACCAUCAUGUAUGCCUUGUGUGGAGGAUUUACAGAGAACACAACAUCAAUAAGCCUUGAUGUAAUUAUGAGUUGUCGACAUAUUAGCUUAAAAGUGCUAUAAUUAAUCUUGAGUCACAAUAAGAAUAUAAAUAACAAUUUUAAUUUUAAAAUAUAGACAUUUGUUUUAUUUUUAAUGAUAAAUUAUGAUUGAAAAAAAUUACUCUUUUGUUUUGUGGGUUUGAUACUAAUCUUUAUCGAUAUCAUCAAAGUAAUUGAAAGUUUCAAAGAACAUAAUGUUAUUUGUAGAUCUGUCAAGAAAUAAUACUAAAGAGACAGUUAUUGAAACAAUGAUUUAUUUUCAGAAUGUACAGUUGUUUCCUAUUUAAAAGUUUUCUCAAACUUAAAGACUAACACAUUAAUUUUUAUCAAGAAAGACAACUUUUUUUUAACACUACUGCAUUUUAAGAAUAUGCCAUUGUGUUCCCUUUAAUAGUUUACUACAUUUUUUCCCAGGGUCAUUUUUGAUGAGUAAUUUUUGUCUGUUAAGUAGAAAUUCAGUAUAUUAAUAUAUUAAGAACAUAUGAUCACUCUACAGACUUCUUAUAAUCAAUCAAUAUUUUUAACAACAGGCUGAAGUGUUAAAGUACAGAGGCAGCCGUCAAUACAUGCGUGACUAUAGACAAAUCAAGCAAUGGUUUUCGCCAUCUCUUAGUUAUUUGCAAAUACCAAGGAAUGACUCCCGUCAAAAGUGUGGGUCCAGUCUGAAGCUGAACAUUCCAUUUACCACCAGAGAUGACACGACUCUACAGUUUAACUAUCAGGUAAUUUUAAUGAGGUCAAAUAAAUUGUUUAGGUUGUAUCAAAAUUAUUUUUUCCCCCAUUUACUUUUCUUUUCCUUUAAAUUUAUUCAUUUGAAAAGCCAGGCUGAGUGGUUAAACUCAUAUUUUUAUAAAAUGUUUUCACUCUAAAAAAUAAUUAUUGUGGAAUAAAUAUUUGUAAGUGUAAGUUUAUAAUAAUUAUAUUUACACUGGCAAUUGUGUUGUUAGAUGAUUGGUGGUACUGUUUAAUUUUAAAAGGAUUGGCUUUAUCUUUUCAAUUUUCAUAAACAUUCCAAAAUAAUGCACUUAAAAAAAGAACAUCUUAUUAUUUUUCUUUGCUAUUUUUAAGAUUUGAUAUUUAGCUGUUGACUGAAGGACUGCAGUGAGAUUUUUAAAAAGAUAAAUGGUAUUUAUGCAUCCUCUUGCUUCUAAGCAUAUGCCUUUUAGGAAUUCAUAAAUAAUUUUUAAAACUACAUAUAUAUUUUUGAAACAGACUAUCAAUUUAUAUAUUUUUCGGAUAGGUGAUGGCUCGUGGAAACGUCAUAAGCUCUGGUAUAGUCAAUUACAAUGGGAAGACUGUUAAUUCAGUUAUUGUUAAUAACCCAGCUUCAGAAACAUGCCUCAAGCAGGAAUUCUUUACACCACCUCCUGAAGAUACCAAAAGGGCGGAAGUAUUCCCAGAUGUGGUCAACACCGAGAACAAGGAGGGUAUUACCGAUGUUGCGGAAAAACCCUUAAACUCUAGUGAAGAUCUGGACACAAUCACUCAGCAGAUAAUGGAUCCACAAAAUUUUAGGAGCCGUUUCUCAUAUCCUAUUGGUAUGUAUAUAAAACAAAUACAUCAUUUACAUUUACUACAGUCACAUAGCUAGUCUAAGUGCUACCCAAGGUAGGCCAAGUCCUUUGUCUUCCAUGAUUAAAACUAUGGUAAUGGCCAAUAAUGCUGCCCCAUUUAUAUACAUUUAAAAAAUGAUGCUCUCUCACUCCUAUGCCCCUGCAUUUACCUUGUUUUAUUUAUCCCUUUGACCAUUUAUGUUAAAAGAAAUGCAUUGAGUCAAUUUUUUUUUUAAACUGGUAACUUAAAAUUUAAAUAAAAUAUAUUAUGUUAUGUCUAAAUUUUCAGAUCAUAACCCAUACACAACCCCUGAUUUCCAAGAAGACAUCAUCAGACCAAAAUUCUUGUCUAACAAAGUGUCCAGCAUCUUCUUAGAUUUACCCAUUACAACAGACAUGUCACCAAGUUUUACUCUGUUGAUCUAUCAUGUCAUGCCAGAUGGUGAGGUGGUGGCUGACAGUAUGCAAUUUUUGGUGGAUCCUUGUUUUGAUAACACGGUAAUGAAAUUAUAAAUGAUAAAAUAGUUAUCCAAAAAGUCUAUUAACAAUCCAUUAAAAAACAAAAAAAGCUUUGGACAUCUAGAUUUAGAAAUACAUUUUGUUAUUCUUUGAGAGUUGCGUUUUUAAAUAUAUGUGACUUGUUUUAAAGCCAUAUGCAGCUUAAUAUUAAAGAAUUUAUAGUAAAUAGGUAGACCAUAUACAUUUGCAUAAAUGGAUUCUUAAAUAAUAUUGUAAUUAUACAUUAUCUUUAAAGGUUAAAAUGGCUUUUAGUGAGACGUUAGUUCUGCCAGGUAACAAAAUUAACAUCAAUCUAAAAGCUGAAGCUGGAUCAGUGUGUGGUGUUGGCAUUGUGGACAAGAGUGUCAAUAUUUUAGGUGGCAAUCAUCAAAUUACACCAGAUUUGGUAAGAUCACCCCCAGUAUCUUUAUUACUUCUUAUUUUAAUAAUACAUCUAGAAAUUGCACUUUUACUUCUUUUUUCAAAAGCAACUAAUGUUUUCAGUCUAUCUCCUCAAAAAUAAAUAUAUUUUUUAAUAGAUAUUUCAGAAGAUUGAAGAGUUCAAUGUUGUGACGUCAGAUUAUUAUUAUGACAAUUCUUAUUGUGAAAAGCGGAUGAAAAAAAUUGAAGGUAUUUAAUUUUUGAAAUGCUUGUAACAAGUUUUCUUUAAAAUUCUUUAGUUUCUUCUAAUUGUAAUAAGGUUAAAUGCCAUCGUUACACAUCUUCAUUUUCUGUUGUGUAUUUUUGAGAGGAAAAAGACCACUUAGUUUAUUUAUUUUUAUGUUCAUUACUUAAAUAAAAAUAAUAUAUUUACACUUCUAUUUAAGCCAAUGAAAACCAAGAUGAGAAUUUUUCAUUCUGGCACUACAGCUCUCCUUAUGUUGAUGCCAUUCAAGCUUUUGUGGUAAUAAUAAAAAUAUAAAUGUUAAUAAGCACUGUGUCAUUUUAGUAUGAGCACAAGUUACAUUCAAGCUUUAUAAAGUCCUACAUUCAGCUGUUUUUUUUGUUAAAAUCACAAAUCAAAAUUUUUUACAUAAGCUUUCAAUGGUUUUAAAUUACAGAGAUAUUUAAAUUUUAAAAAUUUCUAUACAAGGUAGUAAAACAGCUCUUUAAAUGAUUAAUAUAAAGUAAUUAAGCAUUUAUGAAUUAUAUAAGAAAAGCCUUUUUUUUCUUUUUAUCUUAUUCAGUCAUCUGGAUUCACAGUGUUAACAAAUUUACAGUUGGAAACUAGGCCAUGUGGGCGCAGUCAUCCUGUAUUUUAUAGUGAGGGUGGUAAGAUAAUUAUUUAUAUCAUUUUUUUUCCUUCCAAAAGACGUAACCCUAAAUGAAGAAGAUUUAUUUCAUUAAUUAUACUUUUUAAGAACAAUCACAUAAAUUAACAGAAAAUCCAGAGCGCCCACAUUAAAUAUGUUUUGCCCCAUUAACUCAGGUGACUCCUAACAAAAGUAUGCCUAAUCUUUUUAAAUGAUUAUGUUAAUAGUUAAUAAAAUUUACUUGAACAAAGUUAUGAUUAAAGAGAUGAGUUUAAAAUUGAAAUCAGUCUGCUUAACUUGCAGUAGAUAGGGAUUCGGUAAAUAAAAUUACUUAGAAAAUGUAAAUUAAUGAUAUUAAAAUUUUAAUAUCAUACAAAGUCUGACUCCAAAAUAAACAACAAUUAGAAACAAAUGAGAUUUUUUUUAAUAAAUAAGAGUAUAAUGGAUUAAUUAUAUUAAAUUUUUUUGAACAAAUUCCAUAACUUUAAAUUUCAAAAGAAUUUUUCAUGUUGAAUAAUAAAAAACUUUUUUUUUUUCACAUAAAUCGCCUUAGAUACAUAUUAAAACUUAAAUCUUACUAUUGAAUUCAGAACAUCAUGCUGAACUUAAAAAUGUUAUCAGAAUUUCAUUAAAUCAUCAGUUACUGCACUUAAUUUAUAUAGACAGCUAACUGCAGAAAUAAUAAUUAAAAAAUAAUUUUAAUUUUAGCAUCUGUAUUCACUUUUGCAAGAACUGUACCUGAUGUAAAUGCCCCAGUUGAGAACACCCUGAAAAUUAAUUCACUGGUUCGUAGCAAUUUUCCAGAAACAUGGCUCUGGGAUUUUGUUAUUGUAGGGUAUGUGUAGGCCGCCAUACACUAUUGCCAACUAAAUUGCAUUAUCUGUUUGGAAAAAAUUUAAUCUUUUAAUUAUGCUCCUCUUGCAGCAUGAAAUAUUUUUCCUUUUCUAAAAGAUUCAUACAAGAUCUAAAGUAGAACUCUGCUUAAUAUUGUUCAUUUCCAUUACUAAUUUUGAUAAAGAAAGUUGAAAUGCUGACCAACAUUACAAACUGAUUUAACCUGUAUGAAUCUAUCACUACUUCUUUAUACUUAUUUGUUUAUAUAUUAUUAUAUAAGAAAGAUCUGUAGCUAAAGCUACCAGUACUUUCUUUUCAUUUCCACUAAGCUGUUAAUGUAAUAGAAUAUGUAAUAGUUAGAAUGAGAUAGCAUCUCAAGUCUGUGUAACAACAUUCUGGAUUCUAUUUAUGUUUAUACACCACAUCACUUGAUCAUUCACUCCAGGUCUCCAACCAAUAUUAGCACAUUUAAGUUUAAACAUAAAAAUUUAUGAAAACAACUCAUCACAUGCAGUGAUACACCAACACUGGACAAUCAGGUCUAAAUUUCAAUCAAUACAUACAAGAAUAAUCGUCAGUCAUACAUACUGUUGCAGUUAACAGAAUGAAUUACCACAUUAAUAUUUUUAAAAUUUGAGUUUACAUGAGUUUUCCCCUCUAUUUUUAUUCUACUUGAUCUUGUGCUAAUCUACUGUCUUUCUAACCCAGCUAUUAGUUUCUACUGUCUUUCUAACCCAUUUAUUAGUUUCUACUGUCUUUCUAACCCAGUUAUUAGUUUCUUCCAGCAUGAAACUGUAAUUCUAACUGCUUUACUUCUUUUUCCUUCUUGUUGUCUCCUUAUUCUGGGGUUCUCUUCUAGGCAGAGGGUUUGGAAGAUCCUUUGAAGAAUCAGGUGAUACAAUCUUGCUUACAGGAGAAUCUCCAGUUCCAAUUUUUGGAAUACCUGAAUUACCCCACAACAAAGGAAUGAACAGAAAUUUGGCACGCACAAAUUUUCCAGAAACAUGGCUAUGGGAAUUACAUAUUAUUGGGUAGGUUUUUGAAAUAAUUUUAGUAAAUUUAAGCUACGUUCAUGCAAUAUUAAAGAAAUAUUAUUACGGGUAACCAUGCCAUCUCCUGUUAGUAAUUUCCCAUUAAUUUCCCUUUGCUUUUGCUUAUUUUCUACUCUGUUUUAUAAACUUUGCUGCUGCAUCUGCAUGUCUUCAAAACUUUGUUGGUUAAAAAUUUGUUACUUAUAUACAAUGAAAUUAUUUAUGGUUAAGAAGUAAAAUAACAAAAUAAUUCUAUUUAGUUAUUUUGUUUUAUUUUUAAUUAUUUAAGGAUUAAUUAUGUUUCUUAUUAUAGGUUUAUUAUCCUUCUGUCUUAAAUUGUUUCAAAAAUUUAAAAACAAAAUGUUAAUUUUAUUUUUAAAAUAAUUUUAAUUCUAAGCAUUUUUUUAUUAAUCUCCUCGCCUUUCAUGUUUCAAUUUAUAGAUUAUAUAAAUUAAUUAUUUUUUUUAACUCAAAAUUUAUCCAUAAUUAUAAUAUUUAAAACACAAAAAGGAGUUUUUGUUACUUAUAAAAUCAAAAUCUUAUUAUGGAUCUCUUUUUUGAACCAAAAUUAUUAGUACAUUAUGUCUUUAUCAGUGAGACAGGCCAGUCUAACAUUAGUGAGACAACUCCUCACACAAUCACAAACUGGGUUGGCAAUGCUUUGUGUGUUGAUGAGAGGAAAGGCUUUGGACUUUCCAAUGUUGUGUCAGUAACCACUUUCCAGCCAUUCUUUUUGUCACUUCAUCUUCCAUAUGCUGCUGUGCGAGGAGAGAGGCUUCCCAUUUUGUUUACUGUCAACAAUUAUUUAGAAAAAUGUUUACAUGUGAGUGCAAAAUUCCUAUAACUUAAACAAUAUAAUAUUGUCAAAGUAUUACUAUAGGGUAAUUAUUUCUAAAGGUAAAUUCAAUCAGUGUUAUAGCAUUAACACACCUUCAAAAUUUUUAUCAGGCUGUUUUCUUUUCUUAAAUAAUUACAAGUGAUAAUUAGGCACACUUUUGUUCAAGAAAUAAUAGGCCGUUAAUUUAUUUUUUUUUACAUUUUUUGUGUGUUCUGAAAUGGCUUAUGAUUUUUCAUUUUAACAUAUGGAAUUUUAUAAUUUAGUUUAGUUUGAAAAAUAAAGGUAUAAUUGCUGUGUGAGCUGUUGGCAAGGUCAAGUUUCUAUAGAUCAUACUCUAUUGUACUGCAGCAGAUCUCUUUGGGUCUUCCAUGGUUUUAUUUUUCCUGGGAUAUCCAUCUUUGUGCUGUCCUAGGAAAUUAGUUUGCCAUCAGUCUAUAAACAUUACAAAGUCAUCUCAAGUCUGUACAAUUCUGCAAUGGUUACACAAAAAAAUAGUUUGAUACAUUAUAAUUCUUAAAUACUGCAUACAUCAUUUCAGAUUCAACUUGAACUUGAUAUGGGAAAAAAUUUUGAAGUGCACAACAGCAAAGCAAACAAAGAACCACUGUGUCUUUGUGGUGGAAAGUCACACACUGCAAGGUUUUAUGUAACACCAAAACAGAUAGGACAAUUACCAAUAACUGCAAAGGUAUGCACAAUAGAAAGUUCUACCAUUUACUUUGCUAGCUAUCAAAAUUUUAACUUUAAACUUUCAAUUUUAUACAUAAACUAUAAAUCUGCCUAAGAUAAAUUUAAAAAAAACAUCACUUUUUACAAUAAGACAAAUAACUCUCCACAAAACUUGUUACGUUAACAAACUUUUUUGGGCUCUAACCCCUUGAUCCACAAACUGAUCCAUUAGGCCCUCUAACUUACCCCUAAAAAAUCAUUAUUUAGAAUAAUGGUUUGCAUGAAUCCCUAAGGAGAAUAAUAACACAAUGGGAUGAAAAAUAAAAUCAUUUAUUAAACAAUUAAUUGAUAUAAAUGUGAGACCACCACCAAUUUAUUAAUCACCACAGUCCAGCAUGCACAAAAUAAAUUGACAAUAUUUUUAUAGUGGGAUUUGAAAUAAUUAUAUGCAAUCUAACAUUUUUAGGCUGAAAUAAUUCCUGGUCUUUGUGAUAAUAGUAUUGAAGUAGACACUAGGUAUGUUGGGGUGUCAGACACAGUCAAGCGUCAGAUGUUUGUCAAGGUAAAUAGAAGUGUUCUAAAUAUUGUUUAGCUCAUACUAAAAAAUAUUUUAUGACUUUCAUAUUACAUUUAAGUUAAGUUAUUAUUGAAUGAAUUAUUUUAGAGGUUCAUAAAAAAUAAAUAAUAUUCUUAGUAUUAUGUUUAAAAUACCUCAUCAGUAAACAAAUAUUAUUAUUAUUUUUAACUGUCCUUUGUUUUCAGGCUGAGGGAGUUGAACAACAAUUUACACAUACAUUAUAUAUGUGUGCUAAGGGUAACUAUUUUAUUUUAAACUAUUUAUAUUCUUUAUUACCAUGUGGUUGUCCUCAUUAUUUCAACUUCCUCUUUUUUAAGUCCCUUGUAAAUUUUUUUCCCCAUGUUCAUUUUUGAUCUAAUAAAUUUGUUCUACCUUAAACUUAAAUUUGUUUCUUAAUUCAUUUGCCAUACUUUAUAUUCUUAAUUCAUUUGCCAUACUUUAAUUAAAUUCAAAGCCAAACAUUUAUGCUAUAAUUAGAUACAUGAUUAUAUCAAAGUGAAUUUGAAAUAUUUAAAUGUGCAUCACAGUUACUGAGCAUAAAUAAAAUUAUAACAGUUUCAUAAAUAUUUUUCCUUUACAAACUCCAAAAGUAAGCCAACAUAUUUUGCUCUGUUAUAUUUAAAUGUUAAUUAGGAAUGUAGGAAACUAAUUUUUUUUAAAACUUGAUUUCAAAUGAAAUUACAAAAAAUUUCAGAUGGUAAAGAAAAACAAGAAGACAUUAUUCUUCCAAUGCCAGAAGAUGCUGAAAUUGUUAGAGACUCUUCAAGAGGACAAGUUACUGUCAUUGGUCAGUGCAUCUCUUCAAUGAGAAACAUUUUUUUUUUUUAAAUUUAUUUUUUAGAUAAAACAAAUGUUUAUAAUUCUUCAGGACAGAGAAAAAUCGAUUUAGGAUAUCUGACAUAAGUGACACAUAAAGAUGUUAAAGAUAAUUAAUUUUCUAAUAUAAUUAAAUAAAUAAAGUGUUUCCAAAAUGUAGGUGACAUUAUGGGGCCUGCUUUGACCAACCUUGACCAUCUUGUGAGAAUGCCAACUGGCUGUGGUGAACAAAAUAUGGUAGGGUUUGUCCCUAACAUUUUUGUACUCAAAUAUCUCACAAAUACUGGCAGAAUUACAGAGGAGCUCAAGGAUAAAGCUAUCAAGCAUUUGGAGAUAGGUAGGUCAAACAGCAAAACAGAUGUCUUAUGUGUGUGGAUACAAAAAUAUAAUUUUUAAGUUGCUAAGAUACAUCUCCCACACAUGAUUUUAACGAUUAUCAAAAGCUAAAAAUCAGUGUAUGCAUCUGAAAAGAGAAAAAGUCUUAAUAAAAACCAUCUCUUUUCUAUAAUUUACUUCUGGUGAGUCCUGUGUGAGUCCUCCUUUUUUUUUAAACUGCUCUUCCCCAACUCCAUAUGUUUUAUUUUAAUGGUACUGAGUGAGGUAAUGCAAAGAAAAUAUUCUUAAGGAGGGGGGGGGGGGGGGAGCAAUAAGAUUAAUCAAUAAGGAGCCAAGGAUAAGGUGUAGGACUCUCUUUAGGACUGUCUGUAGGCCUAUUGUUUAAAGGCUGGCAGAUAGGAUGUAGGACUGUUUGUAGGCCUAUUUCUAAAAGAACUGUACCCAGUUAAACCAUGGUUAUUAAUUAUAACUAUUAUUGGCCUAUCCUUUUAUGUAAUGAAUAAUAUAGAGGUGUCAGAUAAUUUAUUUUUAAAAAGUAAUUAGUAGCAACGCAUUUUGUUCCAGGUUACCAAAAAGAGUUGACAUAUCGACAUAAUGAUGGUUCUUACAGUGCAUUUGGACAAAAUGAUCCAGAAGGAAGUGUUUGGUUGACUGCUUUUGUUAUUAAAUCCUAUGCCCAAGCCAAACCUUAUAUCUACAUUGAUCCAAAUGAUAUAAAAAUGAGCCUACGCUUCCUUCAACGGAGUCAACUGGAGACUGGAUGUUUCAGAGAGACAGGAAAGGUCUUCAGUUCUUAUAUGAUGGGAGGAAUGGGGAAUGAAAAGAAGAAAGGGGAAUCCUUCACUGCACUUACAUCUUAUGUGGCUAUUGCUCUGCUCACGGCUGGGCUGAAUGAUACAGUAAGUGCUAAAUUUAUAUUUCUUUGUCACCAUCUAAAACAAAAUUUUAGUACUCUUGAACUUGGUCUCAUUAUGGAGCAUAAUCAACAUUACAUUCUAAUUGAUAAAAAUUAAUAUUUACAUUUUCCAGGAUCCUGCUAUUGUUGGUGCUAUGGACUGCCUAAGUAAAAACAUAGAGAAAGAGAAAAACAAGAUGGACCCUUAUGUUAUGUCCUUAGUAGCUUAUGCUAAUGCUCUUUACAAGUCGAAUAGCCCAGCUACCAUUAAAAUAAUAAGAGAAUUGGAAGCAAAAGCUAAAAAAGAUGGUAAACCAAUUUACUUUCUGUCAUCUAUUACUGAUUACUGUUGUGAAUCUUAUCUUUUUCCCCAGAUAAUUUUUUAAAAAUCCUUUAAUUUUAUUUUUUUAAAUAUCAUUCGCAAAAGAGAUAAUUAAAAUUCAAAUGGUUAUUUGGCAGCAUAAGUUAAGAAAAUGCGUUGCUUUAAAUUAUUGUUUGGCUUUUUGUAAAUUUAAAAAGUAUCUUUCAAUUAGGACGCUAAAGAAUUUAAUGUUUUUCUAUAUAAUUCAAACAAGAACCCUAUAAACCAACCAGGCAAAUAGAUAUUGUUAAAACUGCCAUACAAUUUUAUUGAAAUAAAGUUUAUUACCAUUUCACAUAAUAUCUAUAAACUAAUCAUAUUUAACAUUAAUUUGGGCUGCCUUGUAACCUACUUGUGGCAUGCUUCCACUUCACAACCUAUUAUAACAGUUUGGAAUUUAUUAUAUUUAAAAAAAAAUUCAGUUUCAUUUGUUGAGCAAAAACAAAUUCAUAACUAUUUCAAUUGAAGGUUCUCAAAAGUACUGGUCUAGAGAAGAGCCCAAAGCAAGACCUGUUGACUCAUGGCAUUUGUAUGCUGCUCCAUCUGCUGAAGUAGAAAUGACAUCUUAUGCUUUGAUGGCCUAUGUUACACACUAUGGGCCUCGUGCUAUUGAGCAUACCCAUGAUGUUGCCAUGUGGCUCUCCAAACAAAGAAAUGCAUUUGGUGGAUUUUCCUCAACUCAGGUCCUAAAUUUUCUUUUUUAUAAUGUUAGGCUCUUAUUAAGUUUGACAGGAUUUUAAAAUAAAAAAACUGUUGUUUAUUUUUAGUAAUAUUAGGCAGUAAUUAAUAAUACAUUUAUUUAAAAAAUAAAACAUUAAAAAUGAAAUUAUGUUUUGUAGUCUUACACAAAAGCAAAGAAUUGAUGAGCAAAAACCAGCAUACAAAUUCAAUUAAGAGUUGUUAUGUUUCCAUUAAGAAAUACCCUUGACUUUUAGUCUAAAUAACCAAAGAACUUAGAUAUCCAAAUCUAACUUUUCUUAAUGUGCACUAUUUUAUGUGACAUAUAUCAUUUAUUUUUACAGGACACUGUUAUUGGUCUCAAUGCUCUAUCUGAGUUUGCCAGUUUAUCUUUCACUAAAGGAAAACAAGAGCUGAAAGUUUCAGUAGCUGGUGAAAAAUUAUCUCAGGUGUUUAGCAUUUCACAGAAAGAAAAGACAACACUUCUGCUACAAAGUACUCCAAUUUCUGUUUUGCCUAACACACUUGUCAUUGUUGCCAGAGGUGAAGGCUGUGCACUAGUUCAGGUAGUUAUAGGUCUAUUGAUGAAGAAUUUUUUUAAAAUUUGUUAAACAAUCAAACUAAAUAUAAUAUAAAAAAUAAAUGUUAAUAUUCACUGCAAGGUAACACGUCAUGAAAUCUUCAAUUAACUGUCUCAAAUAUUAAAUAGUGUAGGUAUUUCUUAUGAUAACUAUUGAAAUAAUUUUCUUUUAAAACUGUCUGAUUUGUUACAGUUAAACGUCAACUACAAUAAAUUAGCAAAAGAUCUAGCUGCAGAUGGAAAAUCUAAUUUUCACUUGAAAAUUACUCCUAAAUUAUAUGAACCAGAUAUAGACCGAUGUGAUCGCCGUACAAUAGUGAUUAGUGUAGGGUAAGUACUUGUGCUUAAAAAUAAACUUAAUUCACAAUGCAACAUAAUAUAUAUAACAUUUUAGCAUAUCAAUGUUUGAUUUUUUUUAUGAUCUUAAAUGCAAAUAAUUUGUCCAAAGAAAAAAAGUUGAUCUCAUUAUCAAAAGUAGUGAUUUUUAUUUGUUAAAAAUGAUGUUUAUGAAAAGUAAUUAAUGUUGGAUGAAUAAAUACAAUAUCUAAGUGGAUCAGUUUUUUAGGAAAUAUAUGAUCAAAUUCUGAAAGUAUACUCAUAGUGUGUAAUUUUUUGAAAUGAUUUUUAGUUAUCAUUCUUUUGUAAAUGUAACAAAAAUAUAUUUUUUUAAAUGUAUAAUUUUGUUCAUUAAAAUAACUGUGUAGAUCUAAAGGCAAUCAAAAGACACCUGUCGGUAUGGCUCUUGUGACUUUGAAGCUGGUUACAAGUUGGUCUCCAAUUGAGCAGUCUUUGACUAAGGUAGGCUGUGCUUUGUAUUUAAAGAAAAAAUCAACUUUUAAAUCCUAAAUAAUAAACCAAAUAUGAGGAUUUUUUUUUCUCAUAGAAAUUCUUAUAAAUAUUUCUAUUUGUUUUUUCAUUUAUUUUAGCUGGAAUCCCUUUUCCCAAAGUUGGGAAUGAAAAAGAUUGAACAUGAUGAGGAAGAAGGCAUCAUUUCAUUCUAUUUUGAUGAGGUAUUGAAUGGUUUUGAAGCAAUAUGUUGAAUUAUGAAUAAAAAUUAAUAGUAGCCUGUCAUCUGAAUUUAUUAAAUUUAACAAAUAAAGUUUCCAAACUGUUUGAAUUAUUUGUUUCACUAUUUAAAAAAGAUUAAUUUAUUUGUGAUUGUUUUCUUAAGUUAAGCAAAAGAGCUAAAGAAUUUUCAAUAGAUGUUGAGCAAGACAAAGAAUUGGCUGUGUCUAGUCCAAAGGCUGCAGAUGUCAAAGUAUUCUAUUAUUAUGAAACAGGUAGAGAAACAUUAAAACAAGAAUCUAAUGAUUUCAAAAAUGUAUUUAAAUUCAAAUCAAAACUAGAUACUAGGUGAUAUUAAUACAAAGUUAUAAUAUAAUAAAUAAUAUUAUUCCAUAUGAAUAUAUGACUUCAUUUUUUUUUAAAAAAACAGUCUUUUGACACCCUACAACUAACUGCUAAAUGUUUGCCACACAUCAUUCAAUUAUUUAAAGAAAAUAAAUUCUUUCAAUGAGGAGCAUCAAACACAAAAUAUAUAAUAAUACUUUAUUAUACUAAUGGUCCUGUUCUUAGCUAGUAAAAUAUCCCUUCUAAUUUGUUAAAACUCUGUUUGUAUCCAAAUCAUGUGACUCAUUGGUAUGUCAUUUCAGUUCACACUAGUUCUACCUAGUUUAAAAUAAUUAGGCCACCAUGCAGCAACCCCUUCACCCAAAAUUUAAAAAAAAUAUGUAAAAAAUAAUAAUAAUUAAUACACAUCAUUGUAAAGUUAUAUUCAAAACCAUUUGUAUGUUGCAAAUCAUGCCUGAAAAUAUUUUUUUAAUUUGUUUUUAAGUUUUAUGAACUUACAUUUUUUUUCCUUCCAAAACCAGUGUGAUAAAACCUCAGAAGCACUAACCAAAACCAUAUUUGCCCAACUUUAUAAAAAUACAUAAUACCUUAAGAAGCACUGCAACAUUUCUAUUAAUUAAAAUUGUUGUUUAAAUUAUAUGUCCAUUUUAAUGAUUGUUUCUUUCAGAUAUAUCACAUGUUCAGUCUUAUGAACUGAAAACCAUUUGUGGCACAAAACUUGAAAUUCCUAGAAAGAAGCCUGAAACUUCUGACCCACAAGCACCAAUGGAAACUCAGACGAGGAUUGGUUAGCUAUAAUUAUAGACUUACUUGUGACCAAUUAUAUUUUUAAAAAAUAUCUUGUGAUCUCAGCUGUACUAAUGCACUGUAACUUUCAAAUAUUUCUUUUAAAAUUAUACUAUUUUAAUUUUUUGAAAACACUUUUUCAUGUAUUUAACAAUUUUAUUUACAACAGAUGUGAGUGCAGAAUUGCCAAGAUUUUCUGUAAGUUGAAUACCUUUAUGUUCUUUAAAAUAAAAAAUAUUCAUUGAAAAGUGAAGUUAAGAUACAUAUUUGAAAUGGAUUCUAACAGUAGUUUUGACAUCUAUAAAAGAGCAUCAUUUGAUUUUUUAGAAUAAUAUAUUUAUUUCAGUUUUGAUCUCAAGAACUUUAAUUUAUCACUUGAUAAAACUAUUUGAUGUGAAAGCCAUCUCUUCAUGGCUCAAAGUUGUAACAAAUAUAUUAUCUUAUGCAUUAUUUUCAACUAUAAUUAUAUAAAUAUUCAUAUUGGUUCAUUUAAAAAAGCCUACCUUGAAAGAAUCUUAUAGGUAUAGAUUUUUUGCAGUCACAGGCUGAAGGUGACAUAUGCCCAAUUUGCAUUCGAAUUUCAUCAGUGCCUGAGAAUUUCAAAGAUAUGGUUUGCAAUUCUUCUGCAGGUAGAUUUAGCACAAAGAUUUUAAUUUUUGUAUUUGUUUUGUUUAAAAUCAAAUUUUUUAGAAAUUAAAUAUCUCUUUUAUUAAAUGCUCUUUAAUUUUCUUUGUGUGUCUUAUUUCACAGCAUUAAAGACUAAUGCCCAACCCAAUUACAUAGCCUAAAAAUAAAAAACAUUUUGAUGAAAUUAUUAAAAGCUUGCAUAAAGCAAAACUGUGGCAAAUUUAACUUAAAAGAAAAGAAAUGUAAUGUAGGCCCUAUUUAAGAAAUUUUGCUGAAAAAUAUUUUUAUUUUGUUUAUUUCAGCUUACAAAGCUAUGGCUAAAACAGGUGCUAAGAAACCCAUUAAGCUUCUUCAGGAUUUGCGCCCAUCUAACAUAGUAAAGAAAAUCAACAUUUUUGCAGAUUUUAUCAUCCCUUCAGGUUGCAAGUGUGCACUGGUGCAAAAUCCAAGUGAAAGUAAGUUAAGCAACAAAUGUUAUUAGUGUGUAUCACAGUUAUUUUAUCCUCAAUUAGGUUAGUAGAAGACAGUGGUGUGCUGCCAAUCAAGCAAAAACUGGUUUGGUUCUUGUCUGUGAAUCGAUUGCUUUCACUAGACCAGGCAAUGGAUACUAUUUCCACACUCUAAUUGUGUCAUAAUAAUUACCAAGAGAUUGAAAACUUCAAUUUUAAGUUUAAACUAUUAAAUUUAUAAAAUUGUCUAUUUCUUUCUAUUUUGGAUUUUUUUAAACAUUGUUUUUAUUAUUUUGACAUUUUUAAUAACCUGUUCAGUAGAAUAGUGAAAAAUAAACAGUUGGUUUUGCCACAACUGGACUGAACCAUCCUCAGUAGGCCUACAGCCUGUUAGAAGUUGGUUAUGAUCACACUUUUGAUUUCAAUGUUUGUCAUUCUAUCUCUUUAGAUCAAAAAGUCCUUUUCCUUCUGAGUAAGCAAGUAAAAGAGGCUGAUCCUGUCAUCAAACUGGAACGUAGCUCAGUGAUUGCUGUUGGUAGUAGCAGAUUUACUAAGGCAGUUAGACAAGCACAGAGGACAUGUCCAUUGAAAACAAAACGUGCCACUAAACAAUGAAUUAAUAUUUGACUUUUACUGAUAAUAGGAAAAUAAUAAAUUAAAAGUUUAACCAUUUACACCUUUGAAGUUGAAUGUUUUGGGAUAUGUGAUGCUGCAAAACACAUGUUUUCUGUGGCAAAUGAAACAGGAAAACACUGGAUUUUAAUUGCAUAAUUUACAGUAUUGAGCGACAUCUUUUCAAAUGUAAUGGGUUCUGGUAAAAGCUUUUAUUCUUCAAAAUUCCAAAAGUCAAAAAAUUUUUUUUAGUUCUUCCUCUUAAAAGUAAUCAUUGAAGAUCUUAAAUAAGGAUCUUAUUGCUGUACUAAAUUUUGCUUUAUUAUGAAGAAAAAAAUUACUUUGACUUUUAGCUUAGCUUUGGAGUUUUUUUUAAAUUUGAAUAGUUUCUCUACCUUUCUCAUGACAGCAGUUUAAAAAUAUUGUGGAUCAACAGUCAUGCGAAACCAUUGAUGGACAUUUUUUUUAGUGCAUCACUAAACUAAAUAAAAAAAAACUUACUCAUCAAAAUCCAAUUACUAUUUAACCUUAAAUUUAAAAGCAUGAUAUAUUUGUAUAAGUCUUUAAAUGAUCUUAAUCAUUAUAAUAGAGAACAACUAAGAAUCUAUUAAAACUGUAUCAUCCCUAAAUAUUAUCAUGAUCUAAGAGUUAUUAGCUGGAAGUGAACAAGCCAAACAUAGUUUAGGAAUAUAGGUCUAUCUUAUCUUAAAUAUAACCAUCAUUUGCAUUGUUAUAGUUUGGAAAGUUGAAGUUCUUGAAAUUAAUUAACAUUUUUUUUUUUAUAUCAUUGAAUACUCAUCAAGUAAAUGUUCUGUGAUGUUUUCAUAUCUCUGGAUUAAAUUUUGUAACCACUACUCACUCUCCUCUUCAAACAAACAAUAUUUUGUUUUACUUUUUAAACUUCCAUGUUAAUUAUUGAGCAGAAUGGCAUCAGUAUAUUAUAAUUAUAUAUUUGAAUUUUAUACAUUUAAUAAAAAAUUUGUUUAGUUGCAUAAGUGUUCUUUUAAUGUAAAUUAAGAUAUUUAAUGUUUUAAACGUAGACUAGAAACACAUGUAAAGUCAAUAUUUAAAAAAAAAAUAAAAAAGGCUUAAGCCUACCUCUUUCAAUAAAUAAUCCACAUUAAAGUGGGUCUAUUUAAUUUAAACUACCUAAGCCAAGUGUAAUAAGAACAAUGCUGUCCAGAUGCUUUUCAGAAGGUGGAGGACGGGAUCAAAAUUAUUACUAUUUCCAACUAUGCUAGCUCGGCACCCUCCAACUCUGUUAUUAAUGAACUUAUUGUAUUUUUUAAAUGGUAAGUUUAAAUAGGAAUAAAUAUAGGCCUACUAAUACAUGUAAGCGAAUUUAAAUUGAUAGACUCAAUCCCAUAAAGAGGAUGCUGAACAUGUUCGUAUUUUAAAAGUUAAAAAUUUGCCACAGCGUCAUUUCACGGCUCCAUGUGAUUCCCAUCAACUUGAUAAACUUCCCGAGUUUGGGUGAGUAAUUGUUGGUAGCUGCAAUAAUAUGUAGCCUACUAGUUAUAACUCGUCAAACAUUGGCGACGCCGAUGCAGGAGCUUCCCAUCUACUCAAGUUACUUGACAAAACAUGAACUCAAGUAACGCACAUUAAAAUAUCGCAAUUUCCGCUACAACCCUUCCCCAUGUGAUAGGUCAGAGCACACAUUUUAGUUCACGCCCAUGAUAUACAUACUAUUUUAAUAUUCUGAUGCCCCAACCUCUUUUAAACGAAAUAUUUAUUACACCAUAUUUAAAUUUAGACAUUUCAUUUUUCAAAAAUAAAAGAAAAUAUUACGC